Molecule: messenger RNA, 1236 nt
Organism: Puma concolor (puma)
Lineage: Eukaryota; Metazoa; Chordata; Mammalia; Carnivora; Felidae
Gene: QRFPR
Product: pyroglutamylated RFamide peptide receptor
Biological process (GO): G protein-coupled receptor signaling pathway
Cellular component (GO): plasma membrane
Molecular function (GO): neuropeptide Y receptor activity
Source: RefSeq, a predicted model, not a curated record
AUGCAGUCUCUCAACAUCACCCGAGAGCAGUUCUCCAGGCUGCUACGGGACCAUAACCUGACGCGCGAGCAGUUCAUCGCGCGCUACGGGCUGCGGCCGCUUGUCUACACCCCGGAGCUGCCGGGGCGCGCCAAGCUGGCCUUCGUGCUCACCAGCGUGCUCAUAUUUGCCCUAGCGCUCUUUGGCAACGCGCUGGUGGUCUAUGUGGUGACCCGCAGCAAGGCAAUGCGCACCGUCACGAACAUCUUCAUCUGCUCCUUGGCGCUCAGCGACCUGCUCAUCGCCUUCUUCUGCAUCCCGGUCACCAUGCUACAGAACAUCUCUGACACCUGGCUGGGGGGUGCCUUCAUUUGCAAGAUGCUGCCAUUUGUCCAGUCAACUGCUAUCGUGGCAGAAAUUCUUACUAUGACCUGCAUUGCUGUGGAAAGGCACCAGGGACUUGUCCAUCCUUUUAAAAUGAAGUGGCAAUACACCAACAGAAGGGCUUUUACCAUGCUAGGUGUGGUCUGGCUGCUGGCAGUCAUCGUAGGAUCACCCAUGUGGCAUGUACAACGCCUUGAGAUUAAGUAUGACUUCUUGUAUGAAAAGGAGCAUGUCUGCUGUCUGGAAGAGUGGGCCAGCCCUGCGCACCAGAAAAUCUAUACCACGUUCAUCCUUGUCAUCCUGUUCCUCCUGCCUCUUAUGCUGAUGCUUAUCCUGUACACUAAAAUCGGUUAUGAACUUUGGAUAAAGAAAAGAGUGGGGGACUGCUCAGUGUUUCGAACUAUUCACGGAAAAGAAAUGUCAAAAAUAGCCAGGAAGAAGAAGCGAGCUGUCAUUAUGAUGGUGACAGUGGUGGCUCUCUUUGCUCUAUGCUGGGCACCUUUCCACAUCGUGCACAUGAUGACUGAAUACAGCAAUUUUGAAAAGAAAUAUGAUGAUGUCACAAUCAAGAUGAUUUUUGCUAUCGUGCAAAUAAUUGGAUUUUCCAAUUCCAUCUGUAAUCCCAUUGUUUAUGCAUUUAUGAAUGAAAACUUCAAAAAAAAUUUUUUGUCUGCAGUUUGUUAUUGCAUAGUAAAAGAAACCUUAUCUCCAGCACGAAGGCAUGGAAAUUCAGGAAUUACAAUGAUGCAGAAGAAAGCAGUGUUUUCCCAGAGAGAGAACCCAGUGGAGGAGACAAAAGGAGAAGCAUUCAGUGAUGGCAACAUUGAAGUCAAAUUGUGUGAACAAUCAGAGGAGAAAAAAUACAUCAAAUAA